Messenger RNA from Vigna angularis (adzuki bean), 396 nucleotides. Its product is annotated as protein BFR2-like. The record is from RefSeq and is a predicted model, not a curated record. NCBI's taxonomy places the organism in Eukaryota, Viridiplantae, Streptophyta, Magnoliopsida, Fabales, Fabaceae.
AUGCCGUGUUCGCGUCGAGCGCUCCACGUCGGAGCUGCGGCGCCGUCAAACGAAACGGGCUGGAGGCGUUCGAUCUCUCCGACACGGCCUUCAACAGUGAACGGCGGCACUCCGGUGGAGCAUGAUUUUGAUGACGAUGGUGAGGAGGAUGAUUUUGAUGUCGACAGCGGAGAGGAGGAGGAUGGGCAGAAGCUAACAGAUGAUGAGGAUGAUGGGACAAGAGAGCAUAGUGAAUGGAACAAUGAUGAGAUGGAACAACUUGAGAAAGAAUAUAGACAUCUUCAUCAUCAGGAGUUAGAUACUUUAAAGAACUUGAAGCAUCAUAAGGAUGAAGAUCUUCUCAAGGGUCAAGCUGAAAAGCCAAAAGGCCCUCUGAUACAAAGUUCUCGAGCUUAG